Messenger RNA from Panthera uncia (snow leopard), 4950 nucleotides. RefSeq names its product YAE1 maturation factor of ABCE1 (gene YAE1). NCBI's taxonomy places the organism in Eukaryota, Metazoa, Chordata, Mammalia, Carnivora, Felidae. The record is from RefSeq and is a predicted model, not a curated record. Bases 509 to 1189 code for a protein of 226 amino acids. The transcript is spliced from 3 exons.
AUGUACUCUUUAUAUGUAAUGAUCCCAAAAUGGCCGCACUAGCUAACUUUUCGGCCCUUAUUGUCCUUUGCUUCUAACAAAAACCGUUGGGCUGUCAAAUCCCUACAACGUACUGAGGAGGCUUCUGAAAGUGAGAGAGUCCUUGGCCAGUAAUCACCUCCAAGGGUUUUACCGACGCGCGGGGCUCCAAAACCCACAACGCCGUCGGGACCGCAGUGGGAACGCAGUGUUUCACUGAGCGUCCUGGCUGCCCUCCGCACAGGCCAAGAGCGGACGGGUCCCGCGAGGCAGGAAUCUGCCUCGCCCACCACAGGCGCUCGCCGACACUCUGGGUCCACUGGAGUCCCCAGCUCCCAAGCGCAAAACGCACAAGCGGCAACCGGGACUCACCCGACAUCACCCAACACCACACACGCAUGCGCAGCAGCUGAGGCACAACCCGCAGCCUUCGCCCGGUCCCUCGGACCGGAAGGAGUUGCUGCCGCUUCCGGCGGUGGUUGCCUCGGUGAUGUCGUGGGUUCAAAGUACUCCCUUGGUCCAGGGUCCCGGAGAAGAGGGGGACGUGUUUGACGAGGAAGCGGACGAGUCGCUCCUGGUGCAGCGGGAAUGGCAGAGCCACAUGCUGAGACGAGUCAAAGAAGGUUACAGAGAUGGAAUAGAUGCGGGCAAAGCAGUUACUCUUCAACAAGGCUUCAAUCAAGGUUAUAAGGAAGGUGCAGAAGUCAUUAUAAACUACGGGCAACUCAGAGGAACACUGAGUGCUUUGCUCUCCUGGUGUCACCUUCAUGAUAAUGGUUCGGCUCUGAUCAGUAAAAUAAAUAGUCUUCUGGAUGCAGUUGGCCAGUGUGAAGAGUAUGUGCUCAAACAUCUGAAAUCAAUCACGUCUCAGCCCCAUGUGGUAGAUUUGUUGGACUCUAUUCAGGAUAUGGACCUUGGUCAUGUAGCUCCAGCUGAGAAAAAGAUGGAUGAAGGUAAAGAUGAAAGACUCUGUGAAAAUAAUGCUGAGCUUCACAAAAACUGUGGCAAGAGUCUUAGUGAGGCAGAUUGUUCAUCUCUAGAAUGUUGUAGAAUACAAGAGCAGCCACAUUCUGAAAACCCAAGCCUCACAUGGAUUUUAGAACAGACAGCCAGUUUGGUCAAACAGCUGGGAGUAUCACUUGACGUAUUACAGCACCUCAAACAAUUAUAAAAAUUCUCUUCGUGUUUCUGAUGAAAGUAAUGUUGAGAACAUUUGUUGGAACACUUUGUUUCUUAACAAACUAACCAAAAUUUAUAGUGGUUUCUACAUGGAACACAUCACUUGUAGGUUAUCCUUCAUGGAAGUUUGAAAUGUCUUCAAAAUUAACACUAUUAAAUGUAAUAACAGCUUUUUUUCUUUGUCACUGGUAAUUUUUAUGUACUUUAAGGUACACUCAGAAACUCUAGUUGCAACAAGUUUCUGAUCAAAAUCAGGCAUUUUCAGACUCAUUAGCAAAAGUGAACAACAAUCAAAUGCAUUUUGUAAGGACCUAGCUCUGCUUUCUCCUCUUGUCACUAUGAGGUGAUUAGGACAGUAUCACCAAUUAAUCAGACCAAAGUUACCAUUAAAUAACCUGGUGGAUAACACUGUAAAUAGCCACACAUAGGUGUAUAGAAAUAUAUAUAUUGAAAUUAAGAGGCUAUAAGUAUAAUAAACUGAAGAAAUGUUUAUACUGAUGAUUUAAAAACUACUAAAAUUCAUUUUAGUUUUGUGUUAAAGGCAAGGACAUACAAUUCUAUGGAAAAUACAAAAUACAUUUCAUGUUCAAAGUACCUACUUAGUUUUUCCAAGUAUUAAUGAGUUAGGAGUUGUGUUAUCCAGCAAUGUGCCAGAUUAUUUCUAAACUGCAGUUCGUCUUACAUAUUCACAUAGUAGUAAAACACUGAAAUCACUGACUUCUGUAUUACCUCGUAGCAAUAUUCUUUGUCUAGCAUAGACAAAAUUAGAUCAAGCUUUUGCUCUAGGACCUAAGCAUAUAAAAUCAGGAAAGGAAUUUUCAGCACUUCCUUGGCCUAAAACACAAAGUUGUGUGAGGUACCUGCCGUCAAAGGCAUCCAAAUAAUUGCCCUUUGUCGAUGGCCUCAAUUGCUUUUUCACCAGUAUUUAUAUUUAGUAUCUACUCUAAAAGACAGGCAUACUAAGAUGGAGAAUCCAACAUCUUUCAAGAGAUUAAUAAAAUAUUCUAUUGAGAUCUUACCACCUCCUGAAAGUUCAUAGAACAUGAGAAAUUAAAGCAACAAAUUUGAAGUCAGAAGACCAUAUACUGGGGUGUCUGGCUGGCUCAGAGGAGCAUGUGAUUCUUGACCUAGGAAUGGUGAGUUCAAGCCCCACACUGGGUGUAGAGAUUACUUAAAAUCUUUUAAAAAUAAUAAUAGUAAGUUAAAAAUAAAAAGAUCGUAUACUGUUUUAGGAUUUCUAAAACAUGCUAAAGAUAACCAAGUGCCAUUUGACAUCACCUUUAAAAAAAAAUGCUUAUAUCUAGAUUAAACACUAUUUCAGAGAUUUACUAAUUUGUCUUGUUACAUAUUCUUUUCUGUGUUUAUGGAUACAGCCAAAAUCUCAAAUCCACAUGGAAUAUUAUAAGCAGUCUGUAAUAAGUCUGAAAGUGUUGUUCUGCCCUGCAUAUUAGAUAUGAAAUGUCCAUCCCUAAUGAUGCCUCUCAAGAAAGUCACCCUGAGUGAAAAUUUCACAAGUGCAAUAUACCUUGAGAUUUUACCUGGGCUCACCCUGCUAAGGUUCUCUGAAGAUAACACCCCUUGCCACCAUUGAUAAUAUGGUGUUUUUGUGCAGAUGUUCAUAAAGAAGAAAAUCAAGAGAAUUAGCUGAGUGGAUGGGGCUGUUGGUCAAAAACAUCUCUUAAAAUUGCUUUGCCUUUUAAAGACAAGUUUGUGGACUGCAGAGGAGUAUUAAUGGUAUGCUUAUUAUACCUGUGUUCAAUGAACGUGAGUAAGGGAAAGAAACCUUGUUCGCAUUAUGUGUUUUGCUUUGACACCUCUGCUAUAGGCCUGCCAGUUCUUGUCAUGAAGGACCCUAGCCGACCAUAAUGGUAAAGCAAGACUGCCCCAGAGUGGGCACAGCCCGACACUCAAGGCCCAAAACCCAUACAUUAGGCCUGAGUGAUGUGGCUUCCUUACAAACAGGAUUUUCACCUUAAAUAAUUUCUAGAUGCUGAAAUACCCAGAGCUUUUUUGUUUGUUUUAAUGGGAGGGAGAGUCCACAAUACUCUGCUUUUUGGACAUUUCAGUUGCUAGAGCUGCUGAGGCCACCAAAAUGUUUGUGAUACACAAGCAGGAAGUGGGCAGCUGAAGUUACCUACCUGCAUCCUUAUCUCAGUUAUAUCCUUAGCACUGCUUGUUAACUGCUUCUGUAGUACAUCAAAACAAAAGCUUUGAAACAAAUCCAAGUUGGGAUUCUCCCCCAUCUCCAAAUUAAAGGUAAAGCUUUACGUUCCCAUCUAAGAGGGACAUGCAGAUAUAUAUAGGAAUAGUCCUUAACGUGUUUUAAUAAUCUUGUUAAUUUCAGACCAAUGGCUGUAGUAAAUGUCCUAUGCUCUGUUAAUAAACUAUCAGGCCUUUUGCUCUACAGAAAUUCUCAAAUCUUCGCCAUGACGAUACUUCACCCGCAUAGUUUGCCCUUCUUGCGUCUGCUGUCCCACACUUCUCCCAGCAAACCCCCUGGAAGAGGAGUCUGCUGUUGCUCCCUGAUUGCUUUCUCCCCAUUCACUCUUCAGCUUCAAACUGCUUUUUUGCUAGGGUCACCUAUAGUUGAAGUCACAGAACUGCCCCUCAAUGAGUUGUCUCCUCCAUCACUGGACAUGAUGACCGUCCCUCCACGGCCUUCUGCAGCAGCACUGUUUCUUCUGUUCUCUCACUGUUGCCUAUCAUUUUGCUAAGUCCCCGUCUCUACCUGCCUGAGGAUUCCACAGAAUUUCAUUCUUGGACCUUUUUUUGUCUUUGUACUCUAACCAGAUCAUCUCCUUUGUUCCCACAGUUUUGAUUAUAAUCCUAAAGCUAAUAUUACAACCCCUGUUUCUCUCCCAAGCCCUAGACCUGUAUUUCCAACUGCAGUCUCUCUUGCCCGUCUCAGUGGCUUAGCCAUACAUGUCUAAAACACCUCCUUUCAAUCUUCUCUCCUCCCUCCCAUCCCAAACUGCUUUGCCUUUCAUAUUUUCAGUCUUUUAAUGUCAUCUCUGUUUACUCAAAGUUAGGAACCUUUUUUUUUAAUUGAGAUAUAAUUGAUAUAAAAUAUAGUAUAUUAGUUUCAGGUGUACAGUACAAUGAUUCAAUAUGUGUAUAUAUUGCAAAGUGGUCACCACAAUAAGCCUAAUUAACAUCCAUCACCAUACAUAGUUACAGUUUUUUUUCUUGUAAAGAGAACUUUUAAGAUCCACUCUCUUAGCAGCUUUCAAAUAUACAACACAGUGUUGUUAAUUAUAGUCACCACACUUUACAUUACAUCCCCAUGACAUUGAUUUUAUGACUGGAUGUUUGUAAAAGCUAGAAAUGUUUAAGUCUUUCUCUUUCCUUUGCUGUCAUACCCUACUUCCAAUUGGGAGUUUUUGCAUCUUUAGAACAUACCUUGAAUCUGGCCACCUUUCUAGUCACUGGAUUUUAAUUAACCUUUGCACUGGCCUCAUCACUAAUGUCAGUACCUCCAAUCUAGUGCUCUUCCUGUUCGUGCUCCACUGCCACCAUUAUCUACCUGAACAGUUUCCUUCUAGAGUUUAGAGCCUAUACCUCUUCCCUUAUUUUCUAUUGGAUAAGUUAUAAACUUGAGUUUCAUUUCUGGACCUAAGCUGCAUUGUCAGUCUGAUUUCCCAUCAUGCCUCCUGCUCCACCAUGCACAUUACACUUCUUUAUGAACAAUACUCUCUGCUUUAUGGACAAUUCCCAACUUCUAAACUUACUCACUGCUGACUCUUCUUCCCAGAA